Rhinopithecus roxellana (golden snub-nosed monkey) is the source of this 480-nucleotide messenger RNA. RefSeq lists its product as uncharacterized. The record is from RefSeq and is a predicted model, not a curated record. NCBI's taxonomy places the organism in Eukaryota, Metazoa, Chordata, Mammalia, Primates, Cercopithecidae.
AUGGCUACAAGUGAAAGAAGAAUCUACUCUAUGGAAAGCAUGGCACCUGAAAUUUCUGAAGAUAUUGGCGUCUGUCUUCUAGCUUAUAUGAGAGAGAGUGUUUGUGUUUUACUAAUCAGCCAGUCAUUUUUUUCUUGUGUGGCUGAAAUGUACAUUCCAGACAUGAACAGGCCUGGUAAGGCAGAAUGGAGAGCCGAGAAGGGCCUGAGGCCUCCCAGGGAGCUGGCUGGGGAGACCAGAAGGCUGCAAAGCUGGCCAACGCUUGCCAGGUGGCUGUGGAGAGUCAGCUUCAGUCUCUACAAGCCGUCCAUCCAGGCAGCUCCUGAACCAGAUCCAGGCAACUGGGCCAAGUCCCCAAGGCUGUCUCUGGGACCAGAAGGUAUAACCAAAGGGAAGCAUGGAUUUAAAUUCCAGGGCAUAAAAGAAAAGUUCAAUGUAUCUAAGAACGUGCUGAAAAUGACUUUUUUUGUAAAUGUCUAA